GGCUGAUGACGGCUCUGAUUGCGGGUAGAGGGCCGCGGGAGAUCAGUCGAGGUCUCCGAGCUACGGGUUUCAAAGCGCUGUCGCGAACCUUCCUGUUUAACCAGUUUAAACUCACGAUCUAUUUACCCUUAGCUACAGAUAUCUGCUUACCGUCUACCCGCUGCCUUUCACCCCCGGGGUGGUCACUGAGCCAAACACCAUUAUUAUUACUAUUUCUUGGUCUUUAUUUUGGCGUGAUCUCAAGCUUACGGAAAAUUUCAAGACUGUUCUUAUAAAGAACUCCUGUAUACUUAAUUUUCCAAUUAAGUUAGUUGCAGAUAUGAUGCCCCUUUACCUCUAUAUUUAUAGGUACUUCAGUGUGUAUUUUCUAAAAACAAGGACAUUCUCCUACAUUCAAAAUCAGGUAACAUCGAUCAAGGCUGUUAUCUAACCUGUAAUCUGUACUUAAAUGCUUCCAGUUGUCCUAGUAAUGCCCUAUGUUGAAACUAUCUUUUUCUCUGCCAGGGCUCCUAUCUAGUAUCGCAGGAUGCAUUCGACUGUCUUUUCUCUUUGGCCUCCUUCAGUCUGGAGCAGCUCCCCAGUGUUCCUUGACUCUGAUGACUGACAUUUUUCAAGAUUCCUGGCUGGUUGUUUGUAGAUUUGGCUUUGGGGUUGUCUAAGAUAUCUUAGCUGCUAGACUCUUAUGGACAGAGUUGGUGCUGACCACAUUCAGAGGCUGGGCGUGUGUCUUGGGUGACUGAGGAGGAACAGCGACCAGCCACACCAGCCUUCAGACACACUCCCAGGCCUAGCUAGGCCAGAUCCUUUCUGUGGUUGCCUCCCCUCUGGGGUUUUGCACUCAUCUCACUGAGGUCUCUGGCUUUCCUGUAGCAUCCAUCCCAGAGCCAUGGUCCAUGCCUUCCUCAUCCACACCUUGCGGGCCACGAAGGCUGAGGAGGGCCUUUGCCGAGUGCUCUACUCCUGCUUCUUUGGUACCGAGAAUUCACCCAAUGACGCACAGCCACAUGGUGCUGAGAGGGACAGGCUUCUCCGAAAGGAGCAGAUUUUGGCCGUGGCCAGGCAGGUGGAGUCCAUGUGCCAGCUGCAGCUGCAGGCAUGCGGCCGGCCUGCUGUGGACCUGCAGCCCCAGUCCUCAGAUGACCCAGUGCACCUGCGUGAGUCCCCAUGUGGGGCCUUCCGCCUGACGGCAGGGGACCCUUUCCAGGAGCCUCGGACAGUGGUGUGGCUAGGCGUGCUCUCAUUAGGCUUCGCCCUGGUGCUGAAUGCCCACGAGAACCUGCUGCUGGCAGAGGGCACGCUUCGACUGCUGGCCCGCCUUCUCCUUGAGCACCUCCGGCUGCUGGUCCCCACUGCCAGCCUCCUGCUGCGGGCUGACUACAUCGAGGGCAUUCUCACCCGCUUCCUGCCCCAUGGUCAGCUGCUCUUCCUCAAUGACCAGUUUGUCCAGGGUCUGGAGAAAGAAUUCAGUGCUGCCUGGCCCCGCUGACCCCUCAAUGGGAUGGGACUCCCUAAGAGGGCAAGGAGGGAGGAUGGGGAUGGACGGAUAUACAGCCAGGUAAAAUUUGGCAUCUGCCUCCUUCCCAGCCUCCUCCCAGCUCUGGUGUGCUGCCACACCCAGGACAAAUGGAUGGAACAAGCUGGCAGAAAAGGGGGCCGGGGAGAGGGUAGAGAGGAGGAAUCACAGAGCUUCCUAUGCCUGGAGUGACCUCGUGACUUAUUCAGACUGCUGCAGCAGGCCAGCCCCGCUUGUCCUUGACCCCACUUUCUCCCAUCCCUGCCAGCCAGCCGCAAACAGUCCACCAGCCACUAGUGCUGGGGCAGUAAGGAACGGCCGCUUGGAACUCAGCCCACUUUCUUCCAAACCCAUAGUCAUCGCAGUGCAAAAGCAGUCUCUGAGAUUUCGAGGGUCAGGGAACUGGCUUCUGCCUUUGCACCUACUUAGGCGCCAUCAUCAAGGAUUUUGUUGGCGAGGGCCUGCUCAGUGUCCAGCCCCACCACAGUUCACAAAGGUGUGAGUUGUUCAGCAGAGAGGCUCCAUAGCUCAUUUUGGCCCCAGCCCAUGCCCACCGGCAGCCAUGAGAUAAUCAUGGGCUUACUUUGUCUGCAGGGAGAGAGGGUGGUGGUGGGUGAGAGAGGUCUGAUGUUGUCCUUCUCAGUUUGAAUUAAAAGCACUGAGUGUGUGAUUUCA
Messenger RNA from Delphinapterus leucas (beluga whale), 2188 nucleotides. RefSeq names its product adaptor related protein complex 5 subunit sigma 1 (gene AP5S1). NCBI's taxonomy places the organism in Eukaryota, Metazoa, Chordata, Mammalia, Artiodactyla, Monodontidae. The record is from RefSeq and is a predicted model, not a curated record. Gene Ontology annotation, cellular component: lysosome; late endosome; AP-type membrane coat adaptor complex. Gene Ontology annotation, biological process: double-strand break repair via homologous recombination; endosomal transport.